This is a messenger RNA of Racocetra persica, 273 nucleotides long. NCBI's taxonomy places the organism in Eukaryota, Fungi, Glomeromycota, Glomeromycetes, Diversisporales, Gigasporaceae. The record is from the annotation of a GenBank genome assembly.
AUGCAUAAUAUUAGUCUAGUUGAAACUGUUAAUAUUCUAUUAGAUUAUCUUUUACAAUUACAAUUUUUCACAAUAAAAUCCAAUAAAAAAGAUUAUAAUGAUCUUUUAGUAAAAAACGAUAUUAUUAGUGAACUUUCUAAAAUAUCUAAAGCUUCUGAAGAGACACCUAAAUUCAACAAAAUUCCAGAAAAUCCUAAAAAUAGAAAAUUUCAAAAACCUCCCCGCCCCCCAAAUGCUUUUAUUCUUUAUCAACGAUCUAAACAUCAGGAAAUA